Molecule: messenger RNA, 2126 nt
Organism: Magnolia sinica
Lineage: Eukaryota; Viridiplantae; Streptophyta; Magnoliopsida; Magnoliales; Magnoliaceae
Product: probable LRR receptor-like serine/threonine-protein kinase RKF3
Exons: 1
Coding region: 1-1941 (646 amino acids)
Biological process (GO): protein phosphorylation
Molecular function (GO): protein kinase activity; ATP binding
Source: RefSeq, a predicted model, not a curated record
AUGUCAUUCUCCAAAAUCACCUCUAAUGUCUUCUUCGCAUUCGCCGUCUUCUUAUCACUGCUAUUACUAGUUUUAGCUUUCUUUCAAUCCAAUAACGGCGUCAGCAGCUUCCGUAAUCGGAGACUCGCAUCGAGCUCGGACUGUCCCAUGAAUUUCAGCGUCCUUCGUAAAUUCCUUGACACCUCCCAAAAUGGCCGCACCGCGAACGUUUCUUUGGACUGCCAGUACGCGCUCCAAGGCAUCCACCUGGUGCAGGCCGAGUAUCUCCGCACCGAUGGCCUGUUCGUCCCGCCUCUGUCUACCGCCGAGUCUUGUUGGGAUUCGUAUCAGGAUCUGGUUAAAGAUUUCAUUUCUGAUUUCGACGUGCGGUCUGUUUGUGGGUUUGAGACUUCUUGGAUUGCACAGGGGUGCAUGAAUAUCACAACCCGGUCUCAAUUUGAGUCGUUGGUCCCGGAGUCGUCACUGCAAGAUGUCCGUCGUGCCUGUAAUCAGUCGCUUUUGAACAAUUCGCCGUGUGCGUCCUGUACGACGAGCCUGUCACGGCUCAAGGCGUCGUAUCUCACUGGCCCGGAUGUCGGGAAUGUCUCGGAUUGUUCGGCGUACCCAUUCAUCUAUGCCGCCGGUUCGGUCAACUCUUUCGGGCCCACUGAUGGCGGGACUGCGGUGUGUUUGUUCCUCCUUCAGUCUUCAUCGUCUUCUUCGGGUGGGAAAGGCAAAAAGGGUCUUGUUUUUGGAGUUGUGGUGGGUUGUGUCGUUGGGUUGUCGGUGGCGGUUCUUGGGGUUUGGUUUUUGUGGAGAAAAAGAUGUGGGAAAUGGAGAAUGAGGAAGAAGAAGUCUGUUCAGGUUGAGAUGAGUUCGAUUUCUGGGUUGGAUUCCAUUGGUGCUAGUACGACCCUGGUUAGAUUCACGUUUGAAGAAGUCAAAGCGGCGACAAGGAAUUUCUCAAGAGAUAAUAUAAUUGGGAAGGGUGGGUACGGGAAUGUUUAUAGGGGCAUCUUGUCGAAUGGGUCGGAAGUUGCUUUGAAGAGGUUCAAGAACUGCUCAGCCGCGGGAGAUGCAAACUUUUCACAUGAGGUGGAGGUUAUUGCUAGUGUUAGGCAUGUCAAUCUUGUUGCAUUGAGAGGUUAUUGUACCGCUACGACUUCUUUUGAGGGUCAUCAGAGGAUAAUUGUGUGUGAUUUGAUGUGUAAUGGGAGUCUUUACGAUCAUUUAUUUGGGUCGUCGGAUGAGAAGAAGUUAAGUUGGCCAAUUCGUCAGAAGAUUGCAAUUGGGACUGCGCGUGGGUUAGCCUACUUGCAUUACGGGGCGCAGCCAGCCAUAAUACAUAGAGAUAUCAAGGCUAGUAAUAUUCUCUUGGAUGAGAACUUUGAGGCCAAGGUUGCAGAUUUUGGCCUUGCCAAGUUCACACCGGAGGGAAUGACUCAUCUAAGUACGAGGGUGGCAGGGACUCUGGGUUAUGUUGCACCUGAAUAUGCUUUGUACGGGCAGCUGACGGAGAGGAGUGAUGUUUACAGUUUUGGGGUUGUGCUACUGGAGAUUUUGAGUGGGAAGAAGGCGCUCAUUUCCAUGACUGAGAGCCAGACGUGGCUUGUGACAGAUUGGGCUUGGUCGCUUGUGCGGAAAGGGAGAGCAUUGGAUGUCAUCGAAGAGGGUAUGGCAGAUUUGGGCCCAAGGGAAGUCUUGGAGAAGUAUGUAUUAGUUGCGGUUCUUUCUUCUCAUCCGCAGUUGCAUGCUAGGCCAACGAUGGAUCAGAUUGUGAAGAUAUUGGAAACUGACUUGCCGGUCCCAUCGAUCCCAGAACGGCCCAUUUCUCUUGUUGCGAACCUGGAUGACAUUGAGAGAUCGGUGAGCAGUAGUAGUGGCUCAGGGCAUCUAUCUAGUUCUGCUGGUUACCAGCCAUUUACCUUUGAGAACAACAAUCCAAGUUCAGAUUCUAGAUAGGAGCAGUUGCCACUACAUCUGAAGAUAAUCGAGUGGAAGUUAGAUGAAAGGAUAUAACGGAUGAUCGUAAGACUUGAAUUGCACUUGCUUCCCCUUCUGGUGGGAACAUGCUUCCAUUUUUGGAUUUAGAUUUAAAUAGUCCAUUUCCUCAAAAAAGAAUCAAAUGACCCACUGUUUUAAAGUGA